AUGUCUGUUGCCCGAUCUUCAGAGUUUGUCUCGUCACCCUCGAACAUCUCGAUCGGGGACAAGAUCACUGACUACAUCCUCCCGGAUUGGGCAAAAGUCCUACCUGGCUUCCUCAAGAAGCUACAGAACGAGCUCUCUGGGGCUCCAGGUUCACUCGCCGAGGAAAUCUGGCAGGAGGCGCACGAUCCUGAGAUCAACCCCGAGAUCAUGUGGGAAGCCAACGUGCGGGUGUCAGACGAUCUAUGCUUGGAAGAAAAGUCCUUCCUACGCCACAGAGCCGCCUAUACCAGGCGCGGGCUAGCAAAAUAUCUCGACAUACCGGAAGCAGAUAUACAUCCUGAUGAUUUACCAAUCAUUGCGAUGUGUGGCUCAGGCGGCGGUCUGCGGGCUUUGGUAGCGGGCUCGUCCUCCUAUCUUUCGGCGCAUCAAGACGGCUUGUUUGAUUGCAUCACAUACACUGCAGGCGUCAGCGGUAGCUGCUGGCUUCAGGCACUGUACUACACAACACUAGCAGGGCAGUGUCAUGCAAGGCUCAUUAGACACCUCAAGAACAGGCUUGGAGUCCAUAUCGCUUAUCCGCCUGGGUGGGCACCUCUCCUAGCGAGUGCGCCUACUAACAAGUACCUCCUUACUGGCAUCCUAGAGAAGUACAAAGGAGUACCGGAUGCAGAUUUCGGUUUGGUCGACGCCUACGGUCUUCUUCUAGCGGCAAGACUACUAGUCCCCAAAGGGGAACUGGCCCUUGACGAUCGUGAUCUGAAGAUCUCAAACCAGAGAAGAUUCAUCGACACUGGUUCUAAACCACUACCAAUCUACACAUCAGUGCGCCACGAGAUUCCAAUCGAGGAGCAGCAAGAUGUUAAGGGCGCAAUAGAAGCAGAGAAGAAGGCGAGAAAGGAGGCUUGGUUCCAGUGGUUCGAAGCCACGCCGUACGAGUUCUGGUGCGAAGAGCUAGGAGCUGGCAUUCCCACAUGGGCCAUGGGACGAAAGUUUGACAACGGCCGCACGGUCUGGCGAGAGAAUGGUCUAGCUCUUCCGGAGAUGCGCCUACCGGUCAUACUGGGCAUAUGGGGCAGUGCCUUCUGUGCCACCCUGUCCCACUACUACAAAGAAGUCCAGCCCGCUGUUCGCAGCCUCGUGGGCUUCACCGGCCUCGACCAGCUGCUUACCGAACGGGACGAGGACAUGAUUAAAGUGCAUCCGAUUGAUCCUGCCACUAUUCCAAAUUAUGCGCUGGGCAUGCGCGAACAGCUUCCUGAUACCGUACCCGCGAGCAUCUUCAAGGAGCCGACCCUCAAGCUGAUGGAUGCCGGAAUGAGCAACAACCUCCCGAUCUACCCCCUCCUGCGGCCGGGCAGAAACGUCGACAUUCUCAUCGCAUUCGACGCCUCCGCGGACGUCAAGACCGACAAUUGGCUACGAGUAGCCGACGGCUACGCCCGCCAACGCGGCAUUAAAGGCUGGCCAAUUGGCUGCGGCUGGCCCGCAAAGGGCUCACCCGAAGAGCAAGUCGUCAAAGAGCUCGAUGCCGCGCAAGCCAGCACCGAGGAGGACGCCACAGCCCGGCUCGCCAAAGCACAGAAAGACCCACAAGAGUGCGACAACUCGCACACAACGGGCAGCGGCGACCUCAGCUUCUGCAACGUCUGGAUCGGCACCACCGAGGAGCGGAUCAGCGAGGAGGAACCGCCGCCGUCGAAGCUGGUCGAGGAGGACUGGGAGCUGACGCACAAGGAUGCCGGGAUCGCUGUCAUAUAUUUCCCUUUCCUACCCAAUCCGAAGGUCGAGGGCGUGGAUCCGCGGAAAUCUGACUUUAUGUCGACGUGGAAUUUUGUUUACACGCCUGAGCAGGUCGACAAGGUCGUUGCGCUAGCCAAAGCCAACUUCGAGGAAGGCAAGGAGCAGACCAGACGGGUCGUGCGAGCCGUCUACGAGCGGAAGAAAGCCAAGCGGCUUGACAAGGAGCGGGAGCGGAAGGCACUGAAGCGGCAGUGGAAAAUCAGAAGGGGAAUUCCUGUUGGCAGGAAGGGCUCGGGUGAUCAUGGGGAUCAUUUCAGCUAG
Messenger RNA from Coniosporium apollinis CBS 100218, 2061 nucleotides. RefSeq lists its product as uncharacterized. Gene Ontology annotation, cellular component: cytosol. Gene Ontology annotation, molecular function: A2-type glycerophospholipase activity. The transcript has 3 exons. Gene Ontology annotation, biological process: glycerophospholipid catabolic process. The record is from RefSeq and is a predicted model, not a curated record. The coding region runs from base 1 to 2061 and encodes 686 amino acids. NCBI's taxonomy places the organism in Eukaryota, Fungi, Ascomycota, Dothideomycetes.